Diospyros lotus (date-plum) is the source of this 1079-nucleotide messenger RNA. Its product is annotated as vacuolar protein sorting-associated protein 2 homolog 3. The record is from RefSeq and is a predicted model, not a curated record. Gene Ontology annotation, cellular component: ESCRT III complex; multivesicular body. Gene Ontology annotation, biological process: endosome transport via multivesicular body sorting pathway; late endosome to vacuole transport; protein transport. NCBI's taxonomy places the organism in Eukaryota, Viridiplantae, Streptophyta, Magnoliopsida, Ericales, Ebenaceae.
CUAGUUACUUCCUUAGACCUUCGUCCUCUCUCUCUCUCUCUCUCUCUCUCUCUCUAUAUAUAUAUAUAUAUACAUCCGCGUAUAUUGUGUUCGUGUGUGUAUAUAUAGCUCUUUAUAUAUAACUCUAUCGAAAAUAUUCAUCGACGGAACGUCGAAUCUCGCAGACUCCGUACAGUGGCCGCUGAUCGAGAGGAUGAACAUCUUUUCCAAGAAACCCACUGCCAAAGAGGCGCUUCGAGAGAGUAAGCGAGAAAUGGCCAAUGCGACCAGAGGUGUCGAAAGAGAAAUCACCACCCUGCAACUGGAAGAAAAAAAGCUCGUUGCUGAGAUAAAGAGAACUGCUAAAACAGGGAACGAGGCAGCUACUAAAAUUUUAGCCCGUCAACUUAUCAGACUUAGGCAACAAAUAGCAAAAUUACAAGGUAGUCGAGCUCAAAUGAGAGGCAUAGCAACUCACACACAGGCAAUGUCUGCCCACUCAUCAGUUGCUGUUGGCAUGACAGGGGCCACUAAGGCAAUGGCAACAAUGAAUAAGCAAAUGGCCCCAGCAAAGCAAGCAAAGGUGAUACAAGAUUUCCAGAGGCAAUCAGCACAGAUGGAUAUGACCACUGAGAUGAUGUCUGAUGCCAUAGAUGAUGCUUUGGAUAAUGACGAGGCUGAAGAGGAAACUGAAGAGUUGACAAAUCAGGUUCUAGACGAAAUUGGAGUUGAUGUGGCCUCACAGUUAUCAGCAGCACCUAAAGGAAAAAUUGCCAGGAAGGCCACUGAGGAUGUUGGAAGUUCUGGCAUCGAUGAGUUGGAGAAGAGGCUGGCAGCCCUUAGAAAUCCUUGAGCGUUGAAGAUGGAGAAGCUCCAUGCCUGUCUGCCCAAGUUGAUAAUUGGAAACUAUUUGCUUUGGACAUAGUUACAGCGUUGUAUGUUUCCUCCAAAUUAUGGCAUCCAAUGGUAUUAAUCUAUGUAAUUAUUGGAAAAGCAUGCAGCCUCACUCAUUCGAUGACCAUGAUAACCUACUCUUUACGAUUUCGUGGGUGUAUUAUUUCUUUUUUGGUGCCUAUAUAUGACGACUGUAUUUCCUCGUA